CCUUUCUUUCUCUCUCUCAUCUUGCCCUUUCCGUUGUUAGGUCACCGUAAUAGACGGAGAAGAAGAAAGAAGUGAAUAUGGGUUACUUGAAGAUGAAACAUUUCAAGGGUAUGCAGAUCUCAAGUGGUUGCCGCAUGGACUAUUUAAUUGCUGUGGCAGAAGUUGCUGCUAUUCAGUAUGAAGAAGAAAAAUCAAAGGAAAGAUUAAUCAAGGAAAAGGUUCUAAAGAAACCCAUGACUAUGCCUAUGGACAGCCCAAGGACACAAGGGUUUAAUGAAGAAAAGAUCAUGGUUUCUGAUUUCCAAGCUCAAAGGCCAAAGAAUGGUUUGAAGAGAAUCUAUGGGAGCGGAGAGGGAGAAAUCAAUUUCAAGAUAAACCAAAAGAAUUCUAAAUAUAAUAACAAAAAACCUACUGCCAGCAUGAGAUUGGAGAAGAGGCAGAAAUUAGAUUUGCCCCCCUUUCCAAACCCACCACCGGACAUGCCGGAGGAAAUCAAGAAUCAUAUAAAGGGGGUAAAUGGAUCAGAGUUGUUUAUGGUAAUACAAAAACGCCUCACCGACACUGACCUAAUGCCAGACCAUAGUCGGUUGUCCAUACCCUUUGGGAAGAUCAAUAGGGGUUUUUUGAAAGAGAGGGAGAGAUAUCUUCUUGACCAACAAAUCUCAUUGGAAGUGCCAUUCUACGAGCCCUCGCAUAAGGUGAGUAAAAUAAUUUUGAGGCAGUGGAACAUGGGCAAAGACUCGGGGAAAAGCAGCUCCAUGUACGCGCUGAGGACACACUGGAAUGCUGUCGCAAAAGCGAAUGGUCUCAAGGCAAAAGAUGUGAUCCAAGUUUGGUCCUUCCGAGUUGGCGAUGGACAAAAACUUUGUCUGGCUCUUGUGGUGGUUAGUAGGGUACGAGAUCUUGAUGGCCAUGGCCGGAGCAAAAUGAGUGACAACGAGGGAGCAAGUAGUAGCCUAGGAAGGGAAAAAGAACUGGGUUGUGGUGGCAGCAUGUGGACUGUAGAAGACGCAAGUACCAGCAAAGAAGAUUACGGGUUUUAGGGUUUGGAUAUGACCCUUUUCUUUCUUUCUUUCUGGAUCUAAGAUUUUUAUUCUUUUAUUUCUUUUUUUAAUUUGUAGUCGGGUACAGCUUGCAUG
Corylus avellana is the source of this 1139-nucleotide messenger RNA. Lineage: Eukaryota; Viridiplantae; Streptophyta; Magnoliopsida; Fagales; Betulaceae. The record is from RefSeq and is a predicted model, not a curated record.